CCAAGAAUUGAAUUGAAGUCCAAUUGUUGUUGCUCAUCUUCUUCGUGCUGUGAUGGUCUCAAAUCCAUCAACCAUUGACAUUUCGUCCUGGGAUGGAACCCUCUCCUCACGUGACUUCUGUCUUGCGGCACGUGCUUUCUCUGAUAUAUGGAAAACCUCCAAUCCUGCUCUGCCCUCAAUGGUCAUGGGUAGUCCCUUCUCCAAAACUACCUCUCAUUGCUCCCCAUCAAGUAGAAGGGUAUUUAUUGCUAGAGAAUGUGAUUCUUCCCAGGUUUAGUGAGGAAGAUCAUGAUGAAGGAAGUCAUACUCAAAAAGAAGAGCCCAGUUGUUCUGAUCAGGAUGAGCCUAUUGAUAGUGCCAUUUUGGUAAAGAGCUGUGGUGGUGAAUUACAUCACUAUGACUUCCAUAUUGUGUACAGCACUUCAUAUCGUGUCCCAGUGCUAUAUUUUCGUGCUUAUUGCAGUGAUGGACAACCUUUGGUGUUGGAUGAUUUUGAAAAGGACCUUCCUGCCAAUUCUGUGAAGGCGAUAACAGAAUCAAAAUGGACCUUCAUUACUCAGGAGGUCAAUAAUGUUAAAAUGGGCUAAAAAUGAGUUCUUAAGGCCUUUUUGGAGUCAAACUAAGUCUUAGCGAUGAUCCGGAGCAAAAAGAGGCUGAUUUGGAGCAAAAAGAAGCUGAUACUGAAAAGCUGAAAAGUUGGAUGGAUCGCAGAAAAAGUUAGAUCGAUCGAACUUUUAGUUGGAUCGAUCAGAAAAGUUGGAUCGAUCGAAAAAUAAGUUGGAUCGAUCGAAAAAGUUGGAUCGAUCGAAAAUAAGUUGGAUCGAUCGAACUGGACAUGCUGGCAGCAAGCUGUCACUUUUUCCGUGCGCGCCCAAAAGUUCACCUACCAAAAAGUUGCGGGAUUAGAUAUUUUUGGGCAUAUAUUCUAGACUUAGUGACUAAAAAAAGGACCUUCUAUAUAAAGGGAAGCAACCCAUUUGUAAAAAAGGAUUCUUUAGGCUUUUUAUCAUUUUUAUUUUCUACAUUGUAAUUAUUUUUUCUCUAGAAAAGUUAGAGAUUAGGGUUAGAAGAAAAGAGAGAAGUGGAGGCACAUCUCAAAAACACAUCUCUAAAUCCACUAUCUCUCCAUCUCUAGAGCUUCAAAGAAGAAGAAGAAGAAGAGGAAGAAGAAGAUAGAGCCAUGUUUGGAGCUUGAUUCCAUGACUACAUCCACCUCCUCCAUGAUUAACUAGAUCUACACUUAGGGCUUGGAUGAGCCCUUAGUCUUGUGUAAUCUUAACCCUUGUAUUUCUAUUUUUGGGGAUUUUUAUAUAUAUUGUUGUGAUUAGUGUUCUAACCUUGUGAAUGUCAUGAAUCUUGGUAUA
Messenger RNA from Cornus florida, 1364 nucleotides. Its product is annotated as ubiquitin-like-conjugating enzyme ATG10. Gene Ontology annotation, biological process: protein lipidation; protein modification by small protein conjugation; macroautophagy. The transcript is spliced from 6 exons. Gene Ontology annotation, molecular function: Atg12 transferase activity. The coding region runs from base 93 to 587 and encodes 164 amino acids. Gene Ontology annotation, cellular component: intracellular anatomical structure. NCBI's taxonomy places the organism in Eukaryota, Viridiplantae, Streptophyta, Magnoliopsida, Cornales, Cornaceae. The record is from RefSeq and is a predicted model, not a curated record.